Suillus subaureus is the source of this 1014-nucleotide messenger RNA. RefSeq lists its product as uncharacterized. The coding region runs from base 1 to 1014 and encodes 337 amino acids. The record is from RefSeq and is a predicted model, not a curated record. The transcript is spliced from 3 exons. NCBI's taxonomy places the organism in Eukaryota, Fungi, Basidiomycota, Agaricomycetes, Boletales, Suillaceae.
AUGCCUGCAAAUACAAAUGGUGUCGAUAGUGCUUAUACUUCAGCAGCUAAAACUGAUCUGCAAGGACUUGAACUGGUGGAACAUCACUUUGGUCCCUUACUUCGCCCAACUCGUGCCACAAAGAGCCCAUGGACCAAUUAUUCUAUCAAUCGCCUCCAAACCAAUCAAAAGUACCGCACAGUCGUCUCAGUGCCACGCAAGGGCUCUGAGGAUGACUCUGAGGAGGAUGAAUACGACAAGUACAUCAAAGCUUGCGUUUCUCAGAUUGAGGAUGAAAUGGACUUUGAGCACGGCACACUCCAGAAAUGCAUCACCAUUUUAUGCAACGAGACGGUGCUCGAUGACGAGGAACCGCGCUCCACUGAUCAUAUAGUUAGGAUCUACUCACCCACUGCGCCAAUGUACAUUGAUGUGCAUUUUAAAUACUACUGCCGCUCGCGUCGGUCGGAGGUCGAGUGGCAAUAUACCCUCGGGUACAAGAUCCAACGCCGCCCAUCUGCGACGGCAAGCAAUGCACUUGCUAUCAAAAAUGAGAUCAAGAUGGGCGGGCCUGAGGAUGUGUACGCGUACAAUGGGUGGCAAACCUUAGGCUGGGGUUGCUAUGAUGACUCCUAUAAAAACUAUGGCGAACGUGGGCGACGCGUUGAGUUUGGGAGGGUGGAGUUGCACGAGGAAGGAGUUAUGGACGUUCACGAGGUGUUGUUUGGAGAAUUAGAGAAACCUGCUGAAACCGACUCAGAGGCCAUGCUCGCAUAUCACCGAUCACUCGUAAGGGGCAUACGGCUGCUUCUCGCUGCUGUCGGUAUUUCAUAUGAUGUUGCGUGUACUGAUGACGAAAGUGAUCACAGGCCAUAUGAGUUGAUGCUUGAGGGGCUGAGUGACAAAUGGGUCGCGCGGGGGAUACGAAAUGCGUGUGGCCUCCGACUCGCCAGAGAUGCAGAAGAAGAACGGAAAGGUGCCAUGGAACGACAGGAAGCAAAGGGUUACGACGAUGACUCCGAGGACGACAAAUGA